Callithrix jacchus (white-tufted-ear marmoset) is the source of this 2869-nucleotide messenger RNA. RefSeq names its product intraflagellar transport 88 (gene IFT88). Gene Ontology annotation, molecular function: kinesin binding. The record is from RefSeq and is a predicted model, not a curated record. Gene Ontology annotation, cellular component: ciliary basal body; ciliary base; centriole. Lineage: Eukaryota; Metazoa; Chordata; Mammalia; Primates; Cebidae. Gene Ontology annotation, biological process: inner ear receptor cell stereocilium organization; kidney development; intraciliary transport.
CGCCCCCGCGCUUCCGGCCCCGCCCACCACCGCGCGGAGGACUGUGGGAGCGGCUUCCUUGGAUUUCGCUCUUGGCAACGGCUCGGCAUCGCGCUUUGGCCAACCACCACGUAGACGCUGGGCCCGACUAACUGUUACCCACUUCCCUCAACGUGAGGUACAAAUGAUGCAAAAUGUGCACCUGGCUCCAGAGACAGAUGAAGAUGAUCUUUAUUCUGGCUAUAAUGACUACAAUCCAAUCUGUGAUAUUGAGGAAUUGGAGAAUGACGCAGCUUUUCAGCAAGCCGUGAGAACUAGUUAUGGCAGAAGACCUCCAAUAACUGCUAAAAUACCAAGCACGGCAGUUACUAGACCUAUAGCUACUGGAUAUGGGUCCAAGACAUCCCUGGCAUCAUCCGUAGGAAGACCAAUGACAGGAGCUAUUCAGGAUGGAGUUACUAGACCCAUGACAGCAGUGAGAGCAGCUGGUUUUACCAAAGCAGCUUUGAGAGGCUCUGCAUUUGACCCACUUGGGCAGUCAAGGGGCCCUGCUCCUCCUUUGGAAGUCAAGAAAAAAGAUAGCCCAGAAGAAAAAAUAAAGCAAUUAGAGAAGGAAGUAAAUGAGUUGGUAGAAGAAAGCUGUAUUGCUAAUAGUUGUGGAGACUUAAAAUUGGCCUUAGAAAAGGCAAAAGAUGCAGGAAGAAAAGAGAGAGUCCUGGUGAGACAGCGAGAACAAGCUACAACUCCAGAAAAUAUCAAUUUGGAUUUAACUUACUCAGUUCUUUUCAAUUUGGCCAGUCAGUAUUCAGUUAAUGAAAUGUAUGCCGAAGCACUUAACACGUAUCAAGUUAUAGUGAAAAAUAAGAUGUUUAGCAAUGCAGGAAUAUUGAAAACGAAUAUGGGAAAUAUCUAUUUAAAGCAAAGAAAUUAUUCCAAAGCCAUUAAAUUUUACCGAAUGGCAUUAGACCAAGUUCCAAGUGUCAAUAAGCAAAUGAGGAUUAAAAUAAUGCAGAACAUUGGAGUUACAUUUAUUCAGGCUGGUCAGUAUUCAGAUGCCAUUAAUUCAUAUGAGCACAUAAUGAGCAUGGCACCAAAUCUGAAGGCAGGCUACAACCUAACUGUCUGUUAUUUUGCUGUUGGAGACCAAGAAAAAAUGAAGAAGGCCUUCCAAAAAUUGAUUGCUGUUCCAUUAGAAAUUGAUGAAGAUAAAUAUAUUUCACCAAGUGAUGAUCCUCAUACUAACUUAGUAACUGAAGCUAUAAAAAAUGAUCACCUAAGGCAAAUGGAACGUGAAAGGAAAGCCAUGGCAGAAAAAUACAUCAUGACAUCUGCAAAACUCAUUGCUCCUGUAAUUGAAACAUCUUUUGCUGCAGGUUAUGAUUGGUGCGUGGAAGUGGUGAAAGCUUCUCAAUAUGUAGAGCUAGCCAAUGAUCUGGAAAUAAACAAAGCAGUUACAUACUUGAGACAAAGGGACUAUAACCAGGCUGUAGAGAUCUUAAAAAUGUUGGAAAAAAAGGACAGUAGAGUGAAAAGUGCAGCUGCGACCAAUCUCUCAGCCCUGUAUUAUAUGGGAAAGGAUUUUGCACAAGCCAGCAGCUAUGCAGAUAUAGCUGUGAACUCUGAUAGGUAUAAUCCAGCAGCUCUAACUAAUAAAGGGAAUACAGUUUUUGCAAAUGGUGAUUAUGAGAAGGCCGCUGAAUUCUAUAAAGAGGCUUUAAGAAAUGAUUCUUCUUGUACUGAAGCACUUUAUAAUGUUGGUCUUACCUAUGAGAAAAUGAAUCGGCUAGAUGAGGCUUUGGACUGUUUCCUGAAACUUCACGCAAUCCUACGAAACAGUGCCGAAGUUCUUUACCAGAUAGCAAAUAUAUAUGAAUUAAUGGAAAAUCUCAGUGAAGCUAUUGAAUGGCUAAUGCAGGUGGUCAGUGUUGUUCCAACCAAUCCUCAGGUUUUAGCUAAACUAGGAGAAUUAUAUGAUCGUGAAGGAGAUAAAUCUCAAGCAUUUCAAUAUUACUAUGAGUCAUAUAGGUAUUUUCCUUGUAAUAUUGAAGUCGUUGAGUGGCUUGGAGCCUAUUACAUUGACACCCAAUUUUGGGAAAAAGCCAUUCAGUACUUUGAAAGAGCUUCUCUUAUACAGCCUACGCAAGUGAAAUGGCAGCUGAUGGUUGCUAGUUGUUUUAGAAGAAGUGGUAACUACCAAAAAGCGUUAGGCACUUACAAAGACACUCACAGAAAAUUUCCAGAAAAUGUCGAAUGUCUGCGUUUCUUGGUUCGUCUCUGCACAGAUCUUGGAUUAAAAGAUGCUCAAGAAUAUGCCAGAAAACUGAAGAGGUUGGAAAAAGUGAAAGAAAUAAGAGAACAGGUAUCUCAUAUGGGCCUACAACUGCUAUCUGCUAAUUUUCAGAAUCGCAUAAAGUCCGGCAGAGAUGGCAGUGGGGGCUCCCGUGGCAAAAGAGAGGGAAGUGCUAGCAGUGAUAGUGGCCAGAACUGUAGUGCCAGUAGUAAAGGUGAACGACUAAGUGCCAAACUCAGAACUUUACCUGGGACAAAUGAACCUUAUGAAAGUAGCAGUAACAAAGAAAUAGAUGCCUCGUACGUGGACCCACUUGGCCCUCAAAUAGAAAGACCAAAAACCGCAGCCAAAAAAAAAAUCGAUGAGGAUGAUUUUGCUGAUGAAGAAUUAGGGGAUGAUUUGCUUCCAGAAUAAUAUUCACUUUAAUAUGAUAUUUAUUAAAGGAAAGAAAUUGCCUUAUGAGAUCAUCAUCAUGUUGAACUUUGGAUUAAAUAACCUUUUUUUUUUUUUCAGUGAAAACUUUAAAUAAGUGUAUUCUAUUCUGUAAGUAUGCAUUUAAGUUGUUUUUUUCUUUUAAGGAAUAAAAACAUGUAAAACUAA